Molecule: messenger RNA, 38651 nt
Organism: Saprolegnia diclina VS20
Lineage: Eukaryota; Oomycota; Saprolegniomycetes; Saprolegniales; Saprolegniaceae
Exons: 12
Coding region: 9-38486 (12825 amino acids)
Source: RefSeq, a predicted model, not a curated record
CUCGCAGGAUGCGCGUGCUGCUGGGCCUGGUCUGGCUCGUGAGCACAGCCUGCGCCGAGGCGCCCUGGACGCCGUUCGCUGCGCUCUGGCCGCGCCGCCUCCUCGCCCACUUCCCACUCGACGCCGACGCGACCAACGCAGCCACCGCCGCGAGCGCGUCGACCAACGUGACUCUCGUCGAGCGGCCAACGCCGGAUGGCACCGUGGGCAUGGUGGGCUUCUUCAACGGCGAGAGCCGCAUCGACGUCGCCAUCGACAUGAACGCGCAUGUCCAGAGCGAGGUGACAAUCGGCGCCUGGGUCUACGUGCCCGAGUACACGACGCCCGACCGCGCCAGCACACUGUGGACGCAUGCAGACGACAGCAUCCACGAACGUGCGCUCUACUUUGACAGACAUGGCUGGGGCGUCGCCACGGGCGCAUAUGCGACAGGUGCGGCCGGCGGCCUUGCAGUCGCGACCAACCAGUGGACAUUUGUCGCCGCCGUGUACAACGAGCGCAACGCCUCUGUUGUGCUCUACGUGGAUGGGCGUGCGCUCUACAGCGCAGCACAAAUGCGCCUCGGCGCGCCGACGACGCAACUCGGCACCGCUUUUCGCGGGUUCAUAAAGCACGCUUUUGUGUACAAUGUAGCGCUGCAGAUCGGCGAGCUCGACUACUUGCGCACCGCGUCGCUCGCGUUGCUGCCGCCCGUGGCCGGCGCCGCCGGGUACGCGCUGGCCUUUCCAACAUCGGCCGCCAUUGGCCUCUCGCUUCCAGUGCCGACCGACCCGACGCUCGUCGCGACGACGACACUCAGCCUCUGGCUCACGAUCGAUUUUGCAGCCCAGCCCCGGCAGUGCCUUUGCGCCUCUGUGCCACCACCUGGCGCAGUGGACGACGCAGUGCACGUCAUGUUUGUCCGUGAUGUGAAUAGCAACAGGUACGUGGUCGAAGUGGUGACGCUCGACAGCGAGACACGGAUCGUCAAAGACACAAAGACCGUUGGGAUGACCAGCCUCCCGGACAAUGGCGUGUGGGGCCAUUUGGCGCUGGCCUACUCGGACGCCUCCCUGUAUUUCUACUUGAACGGGCAGCUCGCAGCGACGAUGCCACGGACCAAGCCGCUCCUUGUACCCGGCGGCCGCAUCGAUCUGGGUCUCUGCGGCGGUGCCACGUACGCGACGGUGGCAUUUCGAGGCGCCAUGGACGAGAUCCAGCUGUGGUCGACUGCGAUAGCGGCGCCCGUCGUGCACACACGUCUGCUUGGCUCAGAGCCUGGGCUCGUUGGGUACUGGGAUUUGGACGGUACCAUGGACACGCUGGAUGUCCCGAGCAAGACGAUUGGCUACUCGCCGCGCCUCAACGGGCGUAUUCGAAUUCUCUCAUAUGAAAACAGCGCUCCUCUUGGCUUCUUGUUUUUGGCUCGGUCGGGCGCGGGCGUGGACGACGCGGUGGCGACGCCCAUGAAUACACCGGUGCGCGUCACGCUCCACGUCACACCGAUGGCGCAAGCGCAGUUGACAGCGCUGCCAACCCAAGGAACGCUGUAUAUGCUGCCAACGACAUCGCAACUGCUGUUUGACGGGACGACUGCGGUGGCCAUUUCGAGUGCGCCGAUCACGAUUCCGUCGUCGACGAGCCUCUUCUACGCGCCGCCGCAUAAUGUCUUUGGAAGCCGUGUGGCGACCCUCUCGUAUAUUGCGGUUCGUGGCGGGGACCACAGCGCGUCGAUGACCUUGCAACUCGACGUGGUGCAAGGUUGGGUUGCACCGACGCUUGGCGUCGGCCCGACGAUGGCGGUGCAGCUCGGUGGCUACCGCUUUGAAGACAUUGACGCCGACGAGUACAUGAGCACGAUCGCCGCGUCAGUUCACAUCAACGCUGUCAGCAGCACCGACCCGUACCUGCGCGUGACACUGCCCACCUCCCCUGUCGCAUCGAGUCUCGUCGCCUCCAACACGACGUCGGCUACGAUCGCACUGCUCGGCGACCCGUCGCUCGUGUCGACGGCUGCGUCGCAGAUCACGAUCGUCCAGACAGGCGCGCUGUCAGCGACGACCUCGAUGCUCCUCGAGAUUGAGGACACGGGCCCUGGCGCCCUUCGCACGAGCCUGGCGCUGCAGUGGACACAAGCCAUUGCAUCCGUGCCCGACGUCGCGUCGAUCUUCCCCACACAAGGCUACACGAGCGGUGGCGCGCUACUCAGCGUGACAGGCGCCGCGUUCCAGCUCUCCCUUGCGUACACGUGCAUCUUUGGCAACAGGUCUGUGCCAGCCCAAGUGGUCUCGGUGGCGCUAUUGCAGUGCCGUGUUCCGCCGUCACCGACAGCGGGUGUCGUUGGCGUGACGGUGGUCCCGACAUCGGCCCCUGUCUUUGCGAGCCGUCCGCUGGCAUUUGUCUAUGGUGUACCGCUUCUGGUGCAAAAUGUGGGUCCUGGACGUAUUGACCGCCUUGGCGGGACCCAAGUACUCGUAGCCACCAACACGUCUACCUAUACCGAUAUGACUGUCUGGAGCUGUGUCUUUGAUGGUUCCAUUUUGGCACCAGCCGUCGUAUUGACACCGACGCUGGUGGCGUGUCGUAGCCCCAACCUCAUGAAGCUACGGAACGCUGCGGUGGGCUUGGCGCUCUCACCCAACCAAGGCGCAGACGCGACACUCGUGGACGUGCCGCUCGAGAUCGUGGCAGCACCGAUGCUUGCUUGGCUGGAGCCGCGAUGGGGACGUCGGGACGUACUUAACAACAUCACACUGCACGGCACCCACUUUGCGCCCACGAGUCACUGCUACGUCAACGGUGCAGUUGCCGCCUCGACGUUUGUGUCUGCAACCGAGCUACGCUGCGCCGUACCGCCGACCGCCGUCCGACAGACGGUAUCGAUCGCUAUUGGAGAUACCCGCUCCCCGAUUGAAGCGCAAACUUUGUCGUUCGACGCUUAUGACGAUGCGCAACUCACAGCGGCUUGGCCCUCUGAAGGUCCGUUGACCGGCGGCGUCAACGUGACGGUCUCUGGCACAAAUUUCCAAAACGUCUCGUCGCUCCAGUGCUGGUUUGGCGGUCACGUCCGGAGUCUUGCACGGUUUGUGUCGCCCACGUUGCUGCAAUGCACAAUGCCCGAUCUGUUGGCCAUCGCGGCCAUCGGCGACGCUGUCCCGCUCAGCGUCAGCAUCAACGGCAUCGACGACUCGAGUACGUCGGUCGCGCUGCUUGUGUACGCCGCGCCGAGCGUCACCGGCAUCUACCCUGCCUUCGGAGCAACGUCAGGCGGCACACUCGUGUCUGUCGUUGGCAGUCGCUUUGUCUCGACACCGCGUCUCGAAUGCCGCUUCACGGCCACGGCCACUGGCACUCUGGUGGUGACACCGGCCGUUUGCAUCUAUGCCAGCAUGGUGCAGUGCACGGCGCCGCCCGUGGCGACAGCGGGAACCUACGGUCUCGCACUGUCUCUCAAUGGACAAGACGUCUAUACUACGGACGCAGCUCUUUUCACAUACUACGCUGCUGCUGGCGUCACAUCGCUGACACCGGCGCUGGGUUCGACUCUUGGUGGGACAACUGUUGUUGUGACGGGUGGUCCGUACCUUCCGACAACACCGACGCGCUGCUACUUUGGGUCGGCCUCCGUCCUUGCUUUGUGGCAAAGCCCGAUGCAGCUCGAAUGCACAACGCCGGCGCAGACGACACCAGGCGCCGUUGCGUUCUUUGUCGCUUCCAACGGUAUCGAUGCAGACGCGACGUUAACGUUCACGUACUUUGCACCGGUGCAACUGCUGGCCGCGUCGCCGAGCCUGGUGACCAACAGCUUUUUCGGCUCAAUUGCACUCUCGGGCGUAUUUCCGCUGGGGCUUGGUCCGAUGUCGUGCUUGUCCAACUCGACCUCGAUGGCUGCAACGGUGCUCAACGCGUCGACACUGAUGUGCGGGCCCGCUCUGUGGUCGCAGACGACGUCGCUUGCGGUUGUUGUCGGUGCCGACCGCAGUGCAACCUCUGUCACGGUCUUUGCGUAUCCUGCAUUACGAAUCGCUGCCGUGGACCCGGUGCUUGUCCCCGUCGGCACCAAUGCAACGCAAGUGACCGUGACAGGCGACCACUUUGAGCCACUGGCGUCGCUCACUUGUCUUUGGAAUGACUCGGUUGCCACGCCAGGAACAUAUGUGUCCUCGACCCAAGCCAUCUGCGACAUGGAUCUGCGCACCACCGGGACCGUUGGCGCAGUGACGCUCGCCAUGUCGCUGGGUCUUGCCUCGAACGCCUCCAACACGACAACAGUAUACGUGUAUGCACCGCCCUCGAUCGCAACCAUCGCACCUCGCCACGGCCACGCCGGAACUGUCGUGCUUGUGACGCUCUCGCCGGCGCUACCACCGACAUCAUUUGGGCCACUGCGCUGCCUCUUUGAUGGUGUCGCUUUUGCGGGGCGGCUGUUGAACACAACGGCCGUGUCGUGCACGGCGCCGACACGCUCCGUCAGUGUCUAUGCCACGACCGUCCUUCUCUCGGUGCAGAUCGACGGUAUCCAGGUGCACUCGGGUGCGGCAACGUUCACGUUUGACGGCUCGGUCCCAGUGGCGUCCAUGUACCCGACGAUUCUUGAUACCUCGGAUGCAACCAUCGUGUUUGCAACGGCAGCACCACUGCCGCCUGCGUCGGUCGUUCAAAGCCGAUUCGAGCCCAGUGGCACUGUUGUCGACUGCGAAAUGCUGGGCUUUUCGUAUGUGAGCUGCGCCGCUCCCCACGGACAUCCGAACGACUCGAUUGCAGUGGCGUUGGCGCUCAACGGUCAAGCGUUUGUGCCGGUCCGAGCCGGCAACCUCACGUUCGCCCCAUCGACCAGCACACCACGUGUGGUCAUGUACCCUGUCACCGCCGUGGCGUACGCGCCGACGACGCUCACGUUUUCGGGCCUCUUUGAUACGACGGCGUCGUAUCGGUGCGCAUCUGAUGACGCGUCAUGGUACACUGCCAACGUUGUGUCGCCGACGCUUCUCCAGUGCACCGUCGCGCCACCGACCAUCCUUGCUGCCAACGUGACGUGGCAGCUCCAACGCGACGCCAAGAGCCUGGGUCGCUUUCCGAUAACAUACAUUCCGAGCCCGGUUGUCGCUCAGCUUGUGCCGUCCGCGAUCGAGCAGCUCAGUCCCCGAGCCGAGUUUGCGAUCGUCGGUCGCAACUUGACAGCUGUCGGCUUUACGUGCGCCCUCCAAGUGCCGGAUGGUGGCCUCGUUAUCGCCGACGCCGCCACCGUUAUCAACGCAACCUACGCUCUCUGCACCUUUGGAUCCGUGGCAUCGGCGUCUGUCGGAAGUGUUUGGGCCCUCUUGACGUCGAAUGACAAUGGUCUCGCAUGGCUCAAAUCGAAGGCGACGCUGACGAUCGCAGCGGCGGUACAACUCGAGUCUAUGAGCCCCAAGACGACGACGAUCGGCUCUACGGCCGUUGUUUCGGUCCUCGGGUUUGGUUUCAGUGAAGCAAUGUGGUGCAUCCUGGACGCAACCACCGUCGUGCCCGCCGUUGUCCUCGGCGCGACGCGCUUGACGUGCACUGUGCACAUCAACCAGACGUCGACCUCGGUUGCACUGAGCGUCAACGGCGUCGACGCUGCCACGCGCAGCAUUACGCUCACGGCAGUGUCGCCGUUGCUCGUGCUUUCGUUUUCUCCGUUGCGCGGUCCCGACGACGGCGGCUCGCAGCUCGCGAUCGUCGUUGCUCCUCUGGAUCCAUCAUGCGUGUACUAUUGCCACAUUGGAGAGAGCAUUUCGGAGGCCAGAAUUUAUCGCGGCAGCGUCACGUGCCCCUCACCAGCAUUUCGACCGCCCAACACGACCGUCCGCGUCGGCGUCUCGCUCGACAACCAAACGGUCGCGUACGCUUCUGCAGUGUUUACCUACUUCCCGCGCAGCACGCUCGCCCACGUCGUCCCAAACGUCGUUCCUCGGGAUGGCAAUGCCUCAAUGUUAGUCACAGGUACCAAUUUCCAAGACGGUGAUGUGGUCUGCAAGCUGGGGUCGAUGAUCGUGCCAACACUUUACGUCAACGCUACCGCUUUGCACCUCGUCAGUCUGCCCCAGGCGACGGCGGGCGCGCUCUCUGUGGCAUGCUCGUUCAACGGCGGCGUUGACUACGCCGUCGCCCCCGUGCUCGUAUCGUUUGAAGAUCCAUGGACUAUCCUGUCGAUUGACCCCAAGCGCGGGUUUGCCUCGGGCGGUGCACCGUUGACGUUGACGGUGUCGACGGCACUCCCCGACGCGUCCGACAUACAGUGUGUGUUUACAGGCGCUGCCUCGGGCACAUAUGCAGCUACGCUUCUCACGGCAACCACGUGCACGUGCACGACGCCUUCGACCAAGUCCGCCGGCGCUGCGUACGUGCACCUGGCGUACGCCGGGAUGCAAACCGCACCCGUUUUGAUCACUUAUGACCCGACCCCGACGCUGCUUGCGCUCUACCCGUCGCAAGGCUCGGAGCUCGGCGGCUACGCCAUCUUCAUCUCGGGUGUCGCGUUACCGCAAUCGCCGCGCUUGACGUGUAUUUUUGAUGCCACGCUUUUGGUCCCGGCAACGUGGUUCGGAAGUGACACGAUCCUGUGCGAGGCGCCGCCCCAUGCACCGGGCAACACUACCGUCCGCGUCUCUACCAACGGCGGUCUCGAAGCGUCAUUGGCGUCGCUUUCGUUCGAGUACACAGUGCAGCCGACGGUCACGGCCAUGGCCCCGGCCAGUGGGCCGUCGACGGGCGGGAACGCGGUGACGAUCUAUGGUACAGGGUUCGCCAACACGUCGGCGCUACUGUGCUUUUUCGCCUCGGAACCGGCGACCGCUGUGCUGUACAUUGACGCGACUACCGUCAUCUGCACCGCCCCACCGGUGCUGCAAAACGCAUCCGUGACCGUCGCCGUUGUCGCUUCGACGACGGGCGACGCCGUGUCGUGCGGACCGCUGUGUACGUACACGUACCAUGCGCCACUGCUCGUUACUUCCAUUGCGCCAAAGUACGGACCGUCGUCUGGCGAGACGGCCGUUGUAGUGACGGGACGAAAUUUUCGCGCAUCGGUGCGCUAUACAUGCGCGUUCCAGCUGGAUGCUUCGACAGCUCCGAUGCAUGUACCGGCGUCGUAUCACAGUCCCACGGAGCUGCAGUGUUGGACGCCACGACUCCCGUAUUUGCUUCGAGAUCUCGUCUUUGCGACGAUCGCCAUUGCCGAGACAGGCAUUGCGCAAACCGACGCCACCGAGUUUGGCUUUUACCCCGAGGCGCAACUGACGUCUGUAUCACCGGGUCUCGGCACAGAGCUCGGCGGCACAGUGCUGACGCUCGCUGGGUCCAACUUUGUGGCGCUACCGAGCGCGGCGUGCGAUUUCGGCGCCGGUGGCAUUUCGCCGGCGCGCGUGCUGUCCCCGACGCUUUUACAGUGCGUCGCGCCGCAGCAUGUACCCGGUCCCGUGCUCCUGGCUGUGUGCCUCAACGGCCAGCAGUGCACCAAGACACGGCUUUACUAUGAGUUUUACCCGGCCAUGGAUCUCACGCAGCUGGUGCCAUCUCGAGGCUCGGCGCGCGGUCGGACCAGCGUCCUCGUGAUCGCAGCGGCGCCCCUUGUGACGGUGGCGUCGUUCGUUUUUUGCUGGUUUGAUUUGCAAGACACGCGCGUCGCGACGGUGCGUGCGACGGUGGUCACUGCGACAACGGUGCAAUGUCUUUCACCUCCGAUGCCCGACGCCAGUCGCGUCACCAUCACGCUCUCUCUCAACGGCUACGAGGCCGCGACGACCGCGCUACCGUUUGUCUAUACCCAGCAGAUCGACAUUGCCGACGUAUCGCCGACAACGGGUCCCUCCACGGGCGGGACACGGGUGGCUGUCACUGGGUACAAUGUGAACCUGACGUCGUCGUACUUUUGUCAUUGGGGCGCGUCGUUCGUGGAGCCUGCCCACGCCGUGUCGACGUCGACAAUUAUUUGCGUCGCACCGCCGGCAGCGCUCUCUCCGACAGUGACGCUCGGCAUCAGUGACAACGGCGUCGAUGUGGCUCUUGCGCCGUCGCUUUUUCGGUAUGUACUGCCGAUGGCCUUGAUGUCGCUCACGCCACGCCGCGGACCCGAGACGGGCAAUUUUUUCGUGACGAUUAUGGGGUCCGGGUUCGAGCCUUCGGUCGUGUGCCGCGUCGGCGCCCGCCCGGCGGCACCCGCACAGUGGCUCUCGUCGACAUCAAUCAUGUGCUGGAUGCCCCCGAAUGCCCCCGGCACCGUCGCCGUCGCGGUGGCCAACAACGCGGUCGAUUUUUCAGUCGUUUACUUUGGCUACAGUGCAUCUCCCGUCGCGUCGGCGAUGGUUCCGGCGCGAAUCCUUUCGUCGGGCGGGAGCCUCACGGUCCUUGGGGCACAUUUUUGGAACGUAACGACGUGGCGCUGUGCUGUCGACGGCGCCGCCUCGCGCGAUGCCAUAUUUCUGAAUGCUUCGGCGCUUGGAUGUGGGUUUGCUACGCUUUCUCCAGGCACGUCGGUGUUGCGCCUGUUUGAAACGACCACCGGUGUCUCGGUGACGGUGCCGCAGUCUCUGGUCGUCGUCGUGCCACCGCAUAUUGCUCGAGCGGUUCCUUACCUCUUGCCAGCCAACACCAGCACGAUGGUGACGCUCUACGGCACGGACUAUUCUUAUAUGCACGUUUGCCAAGCCAGCGAUGGUACUUACCUCUCGACGCAGUUCUUGGGGGUGACGGAGGUGCGCUGUCGCGUCGAUACAGCGACGAUGAGUCUCUCGUUGUCCGACUUGGAACUGGAAGCCGCGCUCUCGAGCACCGCGCUGAGCUACUACGAGCCAUACGACAUCAUUGCCGCAUCCCCACCGUUUGGGAGCUCAGACGGCGGCACAUUGGUGGUCAUCACGAUUGCGCCGGCGUUGUUUGACAGUGCAUGGCCCAUGACGUGCCAGUUUGGCGCUGUGGCUACACCAGCAACGUACCUCAAUGCGUCGGCUGUUGGCUGCUUCUCGCCCGAGGUCUCAAGCCCCCGAAAGGUGCAGCUUUCGGUCAGCCUCAACAGUGUCCACUACCCCCGCCCGAUCGACUUCGAGUAUUUGGACGCCGUCGUCAUCGAUGACGUGACGCCGGCGCUGGCAAUGACGCUGGGUGGGACGAGGAUCACGCUCACGGGUCGUCAUUUUGUGCCUGGCGCGCAGUGUGUGUUGAACCAGUCGAUGGUACCGAGUACGGUGCUGUCGUCGACGCAGGCCUUCUGCAAGGUCCCACCUGCGACACACGCCGGACCUCUCACCGUGACGUUGUCCAACAAUGGCGUGGACGUUCCCGGCUCGGUGGCAGUCCUUACGAUGUACGCCCCGCCAACAAUACUGUCGGUGGCACCGCGAAUGGGAUCUACGACGGGUGGCACCCGCAUCCGCGUCGUCACACAGUCGCCAAUAAACUUGAACGUGGCGCUGCCGACCUGUCAAGUCGGCAACGCAACGGCGUCCGCCACAAUCAUCAACGCCACGUGCUUGGAGUGCGUGUCGGCAGUGAGCGCCGAUGCCACGACUGUCCCGUUCCAGAUAGCUUUUGUCGGCGAUGAUUUUGUCGAUCUUGGAAGGUUCGAGUACGUCUGGCCGCUGAAUGUGUCGGUUGUCGAGCCGAUGCUAAGCACUGAAGUGGGCGGUGGCACGGUGACGGUUGCAACACUCGACCCAGCGUUCUCGACGAUGACCGCUGUCAUGUGUCGUUUUGGCAGUCGGGCGCCAGUAGGCGCGGUCGUUUCGUCGCCACGCAGCGUCUCGUGUCCUGCUCCAGCGCACGCCCCGGGGGUCGUUGAACUCACCAUCACCCGCAACGGAAUCGACUUUGAGCUGGCCACAACAUCGUUCGUGUACUUGCCGGUACAGACAAGCUCGGGCAUCAUGCCGGUCGCGGGACCGGCGUCGGGCAAUACGACGGUAUCUGUCUUUGGCUCGAGCUUUUCUGCCUGCGCCGCGCUCCAGUGUCGUUUUGGCACAAAAACAGUCGCGGCGACGCUCCUUGCGUCGACGCAGGUCGUGUGUCGCACGCCGUCGGUGGCGGCACCGAUCGUGACGAGCGUCACCGUGGCAUGUGGAUCCGUCGACCUCGUGACGCUGCCGGAUGCUUUCAAGUUCUAUGCAUCGCCCGUUGUGUAUCGCACGACACCGUUGCUCGUGCCGUCGUCCGGUGGCAGUCGACUGGUGCUGCAAGGUCGCUUCGACGCACCCAGCAUCGUCUGUCGGUUUGGUGCGUCGGCCAUCGUAACGGGUGUUGUUGUCAAUGCUACGGUGGUUAUUUGCAUGACGCCCCCGCUCGCGCCGGGUGUCGUCACCGUUGAGGUCUCGAGCAACGAGUACGACUACACCUAUGGACCGCAAGCUCUACGCGUGCAUUCGCCAGUGGUGCUCCAGAGCGUCUCCCCAACAGAUGUGCAUGCCGGCUCGAACACGACCGUGAUGGUGCACGGAGUCGGGUUCCUUGAUGUGCCGACGCUUCGGUGCCGAUUCGGAGCUUUACCAGCAACGCCAGCUCGGUUUCUCUCGAAACAGACCAUUGUAUGCAUCGUACCACCCGUCGCACGGCAAACCGUCGUCGACGUGUCGGUGGCCAACAACGGUGUCGACUUUGGCGACGGCGCUGGCAUUCGUGUGCAUUUCCAUGAUCCUCCAACGUUGAUGUCCGUGGCGCCGACGUCGGGGCCCACGUCGGGUGCGUCGAUUCUGACGCUAACGGGAGCGGGGUUCUUGCCGUCAACGUCACUAGCGUGUACGUUUACUUCUGGGUUGGCGACGCCGGCGGUAUUUGUUUCGGCCACGCAAGUCGUGUGCGCGACGCCGGCCGUGGACGCACCACUCACAACGCGCAUCCAGGUGCGAUAUGUUAACACCAACGUCACGACUGCAGCAAGUGUCGCUUUCACAUACCAGUCGACCAUCACAGUCACAAGCGUCAUGCCCACCACGAUUUUUUCGGGUGGCACUCCCAGCUCGUUGGUCAUGACCGGCUUCAACUUUGACUCAAGGUCGGCGCUGCAGUGCGUGCUCUCAAUCAAUGGGACCGAGCGUCACUGGCCGGCGGUGGUCGAAUCUUCUACGACGCUGCGCUGCCACGGCAACGUCGUCGCGCCUGGCAUGUACCAGUUGCACGUCACGGGUACACGUGUGGCGACGACGGGCCGCACUUGGUUUGUCCAUGCCCGCGCAAUGGCGACGGUGUCUGACGUGCACCCUCUUCAGAGCUUGGAGGGCGGUGGCACGCGCGUACUGGUGUCGGGCAGCAGUUUUUCGGUCCUCGACGCCUUCGCCUGUCGCUUUGGCCCAACGUCCGUACCAGCCACCGUGACGUCGUCGACGCAACUCGAGUGUGUGGCGCCACCGAUGGGACCCCAUCACAACGUCCUUUUCGCGGUUCUCCAAGCCGAUCAGUCGCUGGCUUUUGCACCUGUCACGUUUGCGUACGUCGUGGCGCCCAGUGUCGUGCGACUGGAUGCAUCGAUACUGGCUUCAAGACGACCGACCCAGGUGUUUAUGGACGGUGCCAACUUUGUGUCGGGGCUCGAUUGCCUCUGGGUUGGACUCGAUGCAGUGCGCGCGGCGCCAGCGACAGUGCUUUCGUCGACACGGCUCAUGUGCCCUAUCAACGUUGACGCUCCAGGCAGUGCUCGGCUGCUCUUGCAGCUACACGGCGUUGCUGUCGACACCAACACGACGAUUCAGGUCGUCGAUGUCCCCACGGUUACGGCGGUAGCCCCAAGAUUUGGCCGUCCCGGGUCACGCCUCACGAUUACGGGCUUGGGCUUCGCGGCGGGCCCCAACCUGGGCUGCCAUAUCGGAGGCGCGUUUGUCGCCGCCAUCUACAUUUCGUCGACCCAAGUGAUGUGUACGGUGCCGACCACAUACAAUGCACCACAAGCGUCGGUGACCGUGACCAACAUUGGCAGCGACGUUAGCAAUAGCGUACUGCUGACGUACGUCGAGUCGGCAGUCCCCAUGAGUAUUGACCCACCGUUUGGCUCAGUGGCUGGCGGGACCUUGGUUACGAUUCCUCUUGCCGGCUCCAUGCUGUGGCCCAUGGAUCUUUUGUGCCGAUUUGGUGCCGUGGCAGUCCCUGCAACGGUCAUCAACGCGUCGAUGGUGCGGUGCAUGACGCCGCUAAACCAACGCCCGGGCGUCGUCGACGUGACUCUCUUGGUGGCGUUGGACAACUCUUUGCUUUCAGUCGAGACACGCCCGUUGCGGUUUGGCUACAUGGAAGAUAUUGCGAUCGUGACCGUAGCGCCAGCGUUCGGGUCGCUGUCAGGAAACACGCUCGUGUCCGUCGUAACUUCGGCCGUCGACCUGGACCUGCUCGACUCCCACCGGCUUUUGUGCGGCUUUGGCUCGGUUCGUGUCCCGGCAUGGCGCACAAGUCGGUCGACGCUGGAGUGUGUGACACCACCAGCGGUUAUGGAAGGUGCUGUGGCUCUCACCGUCAGUGUCAACGGUAUCGACUUCAGCUCGAACGCAGUUUCCUUUACAUACCAAGCAUCACUCACGGUGACGUCGGUAGUUCCCAACACGGGAAGUGUCCUUGGUGGCACGCUAUUGCGAUUUCUCGGUGCCAACUUGGACAGGAUGAGCCCGGCAUCGGCGGCUUGUCGCUUUGCAGACGCGGCGACGGAAGCAAUUUUCGUCGUUGCAACGAUCGUAUCCGCUCAGGAAGCUCACUGCGUGGCACCGGCAUGGGCCGUCGAGACGUAUACUACCGUGGUUCUUACGGACGCCGUGCUCACAUCGAAUUCGGUUGGUUUCGAGUACCAAGCGCCGAUCACGAUCGCGUCGGUGGAGCCUGCUGUCGUCAGCGAGGCAGGCGGUCUGUCGAUGCUUGUCAUAGGAGAUUCCUUUCGAGCAGACUCGGCUCUCUGCUGUAUCUUUGGAUCUAUCCGCGUGCCAGCAACUUGGCGUUCGUCACGCUUGCUGCAGUGCACGAGCCCGCGCCAUGUUCCAGGACCGCUGACGUUGGCCGUGUCAGCCAAUGGCAUCGAUAUUUCCAACGCGUUAGCACUGCGUGUGACAGCGCAGCCCUCGAUCACCGAUGUCGAGCCGUCGCACGGCUUUGUCUCUGCACCAACCUCGAUUCGUGUUUUGGGCACUGGCUUUGAUGCAACGGUGGCGUGGCAGUGCGUCGUUGGGGACAGUGUCGUCACUGCGACGGUAGUUGAUCGUAACACUUUGGCGUGUGUGGCGCCGCACCCGACGGCAGCGUACUCGGCAGUCGUGUCAGUGUCGGUCGCAACGGCGACAGGUAUCACUGUGCCAGAAAGCCUUCCGUUCUACUACGAUGUGGUCGUCAACGCAACGACGGCAGCGCCGGCAAGCGGACCGACCACCGGUGGCACCUCUGUCAUUUUGUCGGGCGUCUUUGUCAAUGCGGAGGAGAGCCUCCGUUGCAUCUUUGGUGACUCGGAAACCCAAGCAACGAUUCUGAGCUCGUCGACUGUCGAGUGUAUUUCACCGUCGACGUCGUCGCCAAGGGUUGUGCCGUUGUUGUUGCAAGUCGCCGGCCAGCGCCCAACGCCGACGGGGUUUACGUUUGUGUAUUACCCGCCUCCAAGUGUGAGCGCCGUGGCGCCAGCCGUGGUUCUUGGACCGACGCUCAUUGAAGUGACGGGUGCCAACUUUAGUUUGAGCUCCGUAUGCCGGUUUGGUCGCGACACAAUAGUGUCAGCACGCUUUGUCACGAUGACGUUGCUGCAGUGUGCGGCACCGGCGCAUGCCCCGGGGCUCACGGCGGUCGAUGUCAGCAACAACGGUGUGGACUUUAGCGUCAGUGGCUUGACGGUGCUGUACGAACCCGAAGUUGCAAUCACCGCCGUUCGCCCGGCAUCGGUUCUGACGACCGGUGGCAAGACGCUCACCAUCACCGGCAUCGGCUUUGCGUCCCAACUCACGCUCUUCUGCAUGUUUGACGACCACGGGCGCUCGAUUUUGCAGGCAGCGGUGGUUCUCAAUGCCACGACCUGUACCUGCGUGACGCCGCCUCUCGCGCUGGGCGUGAUUCCGCUCUCGCUGACCACGACGCAGCAAGACUUUACGUCCAAUCACGUGUCACUGACGUCCGUGGCAGUACCGGAGCUCUUGCGCCUCACGCCAACGCACGGGACGAUCGCAGGAGGAACGCAGCUCGUUCUGUACGGCAUCAACUGGUUUGUCGAUCCAACCGCGUCGAUGGCGUGCUGUUUCAAUACCAGCGCUUGCGUCCCGGCGUAUCUGGAGCCGUCCACGAGCAGUGUACGAUGCACAACGCCCGUGUUCAAUGCUACAAGUCGCGUCUCAGUCGACGUCGUUGUCGACGACGUUCGGCCUCGGUUUCCGCUGGCAUUCUUUGUCGACGCAGAAGUCUCAGUAGAGUCCAUGGUGCCGAAGCAUGCGCGGGAAAUGGCGGGUACGGUCCUCACGCUGACUGGCGGCAACUUCUUCGACACCCCGGAGCUGGCGUGCGUCGUCGGCGAGGUGCGCCUGCCCGCACGAUUCUUUAGCACGUCUGCGAUCGCAUGUACACUCCCGCGGCUGUUGCCGGGCAGCGUACGUGUUGCAGUGACCACGAACGGCGUCGAUGUUGUGUCAGCCCCGAUGGCGCUGGUGGUGGACCCCGUCACGACGUCGAUUCACACCAUCUCGCCAACGUCGGGCCCGAUCCAUGGCAAUACGCUAGUGAUACUUCUUCACAACCUUCCACUGGCAGUCUCGUCGGUCAUGUACUGCGCGUUCGGCGCCACGCAUGUCCCAGCAACCACCGUCAACAGGUCGGCGCUAACGUGCUUGACGCCGCCGUCCCCAACUGUCACGGCGGUCAACGUGUCUCUGGUCGAGCGUACGACGUCACUUGGGUCGUCCAUCGUGUACGACGACUUUGACGGCAUGUUUGUGUACGCUGCGUGGCCAACAGUGCAGCGUAUUGCGCCAUCGUCGGGCACCGCGGCGUCCAUAGUGUCGGUGACAGGCUCAGGGUUUACGUCCGCGUCUGAGAUUCGAUUUGGUGACGCGGGUGCGUCGCGCUGUGAUGUAUGGACGCCAACGACCUGCACGGUCCGUGUGCCGGCCCCUGAUGGCGACAACGGAGGUCCAGUGCUUGUCGCCGCUUCCAACAACGGCGUCGACUUUGCGUCGUCCACGGCGCUGUUUCUGUAUAUGCCCGAGGUUGUCGUGACGUCGGUGUCGCCCUCGGUUUUGCGGUCGGCGGCAUUGGUGACGGUGCGCGGCGCCAACUUUGACUCGACAUUUGCAUCGGCGCUUGUGUGUCGAAUUCAUACCGUGCACGUGCCGGCGACCGUGGUUGCGCCAGACGAGGUGCAGUGUGUCGCACCUGCAUUACGCAGUGGCAACUACUCUGUCGAUGUCUCUAUCAACGGCGUCGACUUUACCAAAAGCCACGUGCUGCUCGAGUACAAGGAGCCACUUGUCUGGACAUCGAUUCAUCCGCGUUUUGGGUCCACCGAAGGCAACACUGUUGUGACGCUGACAACAAGCUCGACUGUUUCGGAAACGGACGUUCUCUCGGCCUAUUGCGCGUUCAACACGACCGUCGUUCCUGCGACGCUGGUCAAUGCGUCGACUGUGACGUGCACGGCACCACCCACCCCGAUGCCGGGCCCUAUGACACUGCACCUCGUACAGUACGAUACGUCCCACCAAAUGACGUUGGAGAAUGUACUGUCGCGGCCAUUGGAUGCAGCGCCCGGCGUCUACACCUACGUUGCACCGAUGCGCGUCACGGCAAUAUCGCCCACCCGCGGUUGGCGCUCGGGUGGCAGCGUUGUCACCGUUCUUGGCGCCAACUUUGCACCGUCGCCGUCGCUCGGGUGCUUCUUUGGGCCAUUGUUUGUGCCUGCCACCUUCGUGUCCCCCACAGUACUUCGGUGCACGUCGCCAGCACCAGAAAGCACUGCCACCGACUAUCUCGUCGCGAUCACGGCCAACGCCGUGGACGUGCUCGCAACACACAUUGCGUUCCACUACCAGCCAGACAUUGUCGUGGCGUCGAUAACGCCGGCGAAGGCGUCCCUUGCGGGUGGUGGCACCGUUCAGAUCCACGGGGCAGCCUUUGAUGCGCUUUCAAACGUGAGCUGCGUCUUCAAUACCGUUGCAGUGCCCGCAACGGUGGUUGCCCCAACGAGGAUUGUGUGCACGGUGCCACCCGCUACUCGCGAGACGACCGUUCAAGUCGGUCUUGGCAUCAACGAGGCGGAUGUUUUCCCCGCCACCUUGGCAUUCGAGUAUAAGCAAGCGGCGAUCGUCCAUAGUCUCUCGCCGCGCACUGGGCCGCACCGGGGCAACACAACCGUGUCGGUGCAAGGCGACGGCUUUGCGCCAGGGAUGGUGUGCUUCUUCGGUCUGCGGUAUGUGCUUGCAACGGUUCUCUCGUCGACCAAGCUCGCUUGUGUCACACCCGCCGUCGACUUCAACACGACAGCAGUUGUUUUCGGCGUCGACGCUGUGACGGCGGACGCUACCGUCGUCGGUAUCGGAGACACGGAUGCACUGACGUUUUACUACACGGUACUGCCUACGAUCUCACAACUGGUUCCUGCUGCCGGACCGACGACUGGAGGCACCAGCGUGGUGUUGACCGUACCCGACGGCCUCGGCUAUCUGGACAUGAUCGACUGCAAAUUCUGCGACAUAAUUGUUACUGGGACUUUUCAGGGACCGACGACGGUAGCGUGCACGGCCCCCGCCGUCGCCGCGCCGCGCACGUGUCCGCUGACGCUGUCAACGAACCACCUCGAUUUUGGUGACGAAAUCUGGGCCUUUGCCUACUACAUGUCGCCGCAACUGACAUCGGUGUUCCCAGCACGUGGGCCCAGCAACAGCUAUACGAAUGUGACACUCUUUGGGGCCAACUUUGUCGACGGUGGAACGCCCCAGUGUAAAAUCGGCGGCAAAACGAUACCUGCGACGCUCGAGUCGGACUCGCAGCUGCGCUGCCUCGUGCCACCAGGUGUCACACAAGCCGAUAUUCAGCAAGUGCAGAUCCAAGGCCCACCGUUGGCGCCAACCGUUCAAGUCGUCACAACGACGGCCGCGCCCGCGACCAACGAAGUCCAAGUGGUCACAACGUCGGCCUGGGCUAACGGGCCGCAGGUCCAAGCCAUUGCUGCGACGCUGCCGGCUGCUCAAAUGGAAGUGUACGAAAUCACAACGAGCAGUGCGUAUCAGCCGACGGUUCAAAUGCUCACGUUCACAACGACGCCGAUACUACCCGAGGUGCACACUGUCAUGACAACAGGAGCGUCAACCGUCGGCGGGUCAUUUACGAUCAACGUCUUGGGCUUCAACGUCGUCGUUGGCGCGAGUGAUUCGGCGUCUACCGUCCAGCAAAACCUUGUCGCGGCGACGCUCGGUUCCCACGGUUGCUCGGUCGCGCGCUCGUCCGGUGCGCUCAACACGUAUACGUGGACAAUCACAUUUACAACCGACGCGGGGACGUUGGCUCUGACGCGACUCGUGUCGACGAGCGCCCUCACCGGCACCAGUGCGUCCGUGGUCGUGGCGCGCGUUCGCGCUGGCACCGUCAUGGAAGUGCAAACCAUUUGCAUCUACGGCGCCGUCUUCUCGGGCUCUCUCGCUACGAUCGAUGUGUCGCUCCAGGGACAAGUGGUUGCCAGCCAAAUUAGUGUUCUUGCAAGCGCUACGUCCAUGGCAUCGGCGCUCAAUGCCCUCGGUGCUCUCGGCGUUGUGACUGUGUCGCUGCAAACCAGCACGUAUACUGACGUCAGCGGCGCCGUCUACGAGCGGUUUCAAUGGGCCGUCACGUGCACGUCACGCAGCCAGUUUGGUGGACGCCUUCAAGUACAACUGUACAACAGCGUGGGGCUCGCGUUUGUUGAGACGACCGUCGUCGGCACCACGCCCCGUAGCAUGGGCACAUUUCAGCUUGGCCUUGGUGCUUCGACGACGUCGGCACUGGCGUGGGAUGUAUCAACGUCAGCUCUGGAGCUUGCACUCGGGGCGCUAACCGGCGUUGAUGUCGCCAUGGUGACGGAGGACAGCGUCCUACUUGCACCGGCAGCCACGCGCACGCUGCGUAUCACAUUUUCCCCCAAGAGCGGCAACAUUGCUACGCUCGGCGUACAGACAAGUACAACAACAGGCAUGUACGGCGACUCGUCGAGUACGCUUUCGACCGGCCUUGCAGCGUCGAUUCAGCGCAUCAUGACUGGCGCGUACCUUGGCGGGACGUUUCAAGUCACCGUGCCCAGUUCGGGCAGCUGGACGACGGUACCAGUGACUGCUCCGUGCUCAACACUUGCAUUGGCCUUGAGCGCGUUGGCCUGCUCGGUGCAGGGUCCCGGCGUGAGCGGAGAGCUUCGCUGGCGCGUGACGUUUGCGAAUCCGGUUGCAAAUGCUAUCAGCGUGCUCAGCACCGGCAUGACGGGAGCUUCGCCCAAUGUACAAGUGACGGCCCACGUCCCGGCCGGUGUUGCGAGCGUGCACACGAUCAGCGUGACCAACCAGCACAUUCCAACGAUCCAGCAGCUACAAGUGUCGGGCGCCGCCGUUGUUUGGGAGGUGCAAACCGUGACGCUGGUCGCGCAAGGUCCGAUACGCGGCGUGUGGGCUCUGCGUUACGGGUCCGAAUCAUCGGGCAAUCUCACGGCGACGGCUAAUAGCUCGGACGUUCAAGUCGCUUUCCGCAGCAUCUCAAUGCUCCAAGCCGUGUCGGUAUCACGCACUGCUGUGACCGUUGGCGCCACCACGGGCUACGUCUGGAGCAUUACGUUUUCUGAUGUCGGGGACAUGGCGCCAUUGAGCGUCGUCUCGAACGUCUACGGCUCGGCCUUGUCUCUUCAGGUCACGGAGCUCACCAAUGGUGUGCCGUGCGAGGUGCAGAACGUGGUCGUCUCGGCGACCCAAAGUCCGUUUGUGCUUGGUACCUUCCGCCUCGGUUUUCGAGGGCAGUACACUGAGGUUUUGGCGGUCUCGGCCAGUGCUAGCCAAGUACAAAACGCGCUGGCGGCGGUUGCUACGCUUGGUGCUGUCUCGGUGCGGCGCCUGCAACCCAACGGCGAAAAUGCGUGGACAUGGCGGAUCAGUUUCCUCAACAACGCCGGCGCUCUUCCGCUCUUGGCAAUCGAUACAAGUGCUGUCGCGGCACCGACGUCCAUUCGCGCAGAACGAUACGAUGGCCAAGUAGCGACGGUGCCCGUCGCAGCGUCAGCAACCGCGCUGGCCACCGCACUCAACGGGCUUUCCACGCUCGGGGCAGGCACCGUCGUCGUCUCGACGGUUCCUGGUGAUUUCACGGGCGGAAACAUCUGGCGCAUCACGUUCACGUCCCUUGGCUUGCGUCCGCUCUUGUCGGUCAGUACGGCCGGCACGCUGGGAACGACUCCGAGUGGCCAAGUCACGACCAGUCAAGUCGGUACGCAGUAUGAUAUUCAAGUCGUGCAGACCGCGGCAACGACGGCGCUCUCUGGGACAUUCUUCCUUGCCUACAACGCUUUGGAGACGCCGGAUCUUGCCUACAAUGCCCUCGCCACGGACGUCGCCUCGGCGCUCAAUGCGCUUCUACCCUCCGGUCAGACCGUCGUUGUCACGCGGACGUCACUGACAAACUAUGGGUUUGCGUGGUCGAUCACGUUCCAGGAGCCAAACAGCGUCGUGCUCGUCGCCGGUGGCGCAGGCACAACGCUUCUCGGGGGCGGUGCCACCAUCUCGGUCGUGCAGAAGCCGCCAUCGCCUUUAACGCCUGUGCAAGGUGGGUUCACCGUCGCGAUUCCGGGCGCAAACAGCGUCUACGUCUCUGCAACGGCGUCGGCGUCGGUCAUGCAAGCAGCCAUUGCCUCGCUUCCAAGCAUCGGCACGGUCAGCGUCGUGCGCACCAGCAACGCCUUUCAAAACGCGUUCACGUGGACCAUUACGUAUCUUCAAAACGCUGGCAAUGUGCCGCUCUUGGCAGUGCAAAGCGCAAAUUUGAGCUCGUCCGGCGCCGUCACCGUGUCGACCGCGUCGAUUCAAGUAGGCACAACUCCGUGCUGCAUGACGGGGUCGUUUCGGGUGGCCUACGGAUCGCCGGCGCGCCGCCUACCGGGAACUCUGAGUGUGAUCCGCGGCUGGCCAAUGGUGGCGACGUCAUAUGAUCUCACGACAGAGCUGCAGCGUGGCGAUGUCGUCGUCAUCAACGGGUACUCGUUCACGGUGGAUGGGUUUCUACCAUUUGAUGCGAGUCGGCUACCGCUGAGCAGUCCUUACCCCGAUGCGUCCAUGGCCAACGCCGUCGGGUACAGGCAGUAUCGUACUCCACCGCUCGAUGUCGGUUCGACGACUGCCGACCGCCUUCAACGCGAGCUUGGCAACCUCCCUGGAAUGCCAACUGUCCAGGUCUCGACGUCGGCCGAGGCGAUCAACAAUGGGUACACGUGGUUUGUGACGUUUUCAGGGGAUAUGAGGACCCUGCCACUUCUUCGCGUGGCAUCGAGUGUGCUUCCGGCGACGGCUUCCGUGGUCGCAAGCGUUGCCACACCCCACACGCAAGGCGAAGUGCGCUUUCUGUAUGUCCAAGCCACGUCGACGAUCUCUGGCGGGUUUCGCAUUCUGCUGGCGUCGGCGACGACACCAUUGCUGCCGUGGAAUGCGUCGGCGGCCACGCUCCAAGCCGCGCUUCAAGCCCCCGGGUUCUUUGCCAGCGUCAACGUCUCGGGCAGUCCUCUCUUUACGACCCCGUACGCGUCCCUUGGCGACGGCUACGGGUGGUACAUCACCUUCGCAUCCGACACGGGCGUGGCCCGAACCAUGACCUUUGACGCGUCCAGUUUAACGACAAGGUACUCGACACCGGCAACGGUCGGCACGAUUCUCGUACAGGCCGGCACGUCCAUCCCGCUGUCGGGCGCUUUUGCGCUGACGUUUGGCGGGUACACGACGUCCAUUUUGGCGUUCGACGCGCCGGCUGCCACCGUGCAAGCUGCACUCAACGCGCUGCCGUCAAUUCCGACGGUGGCCGUGUCGCGGUCGUUGCCAGACCCCAACCAAGGCUACAGUUGGUCGAUCACGUUCAUAAGCGGGCCGACCCACCCGAGUGCGCAGCAACGUGGCUCAUACCCGCUUCUCGCGGCGACGUCGAGCCUCAGUGGCACAUCGGCCAGUAUUGCUGUGGCGCGCCUCGUUCAAGGCUCCUUCUUGGAUGGCACAUUUCGUUUGUCUCUGGGUGCCCAAGUUACUGGGCCAUUGUCGUAUGCAGCACCGGCGGACGUUGUUGAAAGCGCCCUUGCGCAGUUUUCGUGGCUGAGCACUGUCACGGUGAGCCAAAGUGCUAUCAAUGCGGCCGGCGGGUAUUCCUACACCGUCACCUUCGUACCGGUUCCAGGCCGAGUUACGCGCCUUGUCGCUGAUGCCAGCCAGCUCAUCGGAACAAACGCAUCGGUGCAGAUCCAAGUGCUUACGCCUGGCGUGGAUCCGAUAGCGGGGACGUUUGCAUUGAGCUACCUCGGGGCGUCGACGCCCGCACUCUUGCACAACGCGUCGGCGGCGACGGUACAGCAAGCGUUGCAGGCGCUGUCGACCGUCGGACAUGUCGUUGUGACGACUGCGGCAUCAACACCCAACACGGUUACGUGGCGCGUGACGUUUUUGACCGACGGAGCACCGGCCAACCUCGGCAGUCUGCCGUUGUUGGCUCUGUCUACCGACACGAUCACGGGCACGGACGUCGCAUCGAGUGUCACAAAGCUGCAGGCAGGCUGCUGUGGCCUCCAAGUCUCGCUCAAUGGUCAGGACUGGACGCGCGACAUAGUAGCCUAUCGCUACGAUCCCGCCAUGGUAGUUCAAGCAACGUAUCCGACAUCGGGACCGUUGACGGGCGGCACGUCCGUCGUACUCUUGGGUGCCAACUUUGUCAACAAUAGCUUGGAGUGCGCCUUUGGGAGCCAGACGACGGCGGUCGAGUUUAUCAACGCCACGACUGUGGUCUGCGUGGCACCGCCGCAAACGACGCCCCAAUCCGUGUUUGUGCAGCUGCGAAGUGCGCCGUUUGGUAUCGCGGCAUCGGACAACGCCAUGUCGGACUCGGUGGCUCUCUUCUCGUAUUACCCGCCACUGGAGCUGACGAUGGUGUUCCCAACCUCGGUGCCGGUCCUUGGUGGACGUCCGCUGCGUUUGCGCGGCGCCGGCUUUCUCAACCUCUCGACUCUAACGUGCCAGUACACGACGACGAUUCCCGACCUCAACAAAACAACGACAUCGACCGCGGUGGCCGUGUUUGUGUCGUCGACGGAAAUCCUGUGCCCCGCGCCGACUCUCGCGCCGGCGUUUCCAGCGUCGGCGACCGACUGGGCGCACAAAGCUUCGGCGACGACGGUGCUUGCGAUUGCGCUCAAUGCCGCUGAUUUUACGACCCACCCAACGACAAUUGCCUUAUAUCCACAGUCCCUCGCAUCGUCGCUGUCACCACCGCGGGGGCCGCUUACGGGUGGCUCGGUGGUCACGUCGAAGGUGGCGCCCACCCAAUGCGACGGCCCCGUGCUUUGCCAGUUUGGAUCGCACCGACCAACGGCGGCCGUGGCAUGCAAUACGACCACCGUCACUUGUCGUACGCCCCCGCACGUACCACAGCAAGCCGUGUACCAACUGCAAGUGACGUCGAGUACUCUUUUGCCCGAAGUGCAAGUCGUCACUACGUCGGCCGCCUCUGGCGCAACACUUGGCGGUAUGUUCCAGCUGCAGUAUCGGGACUGUACAACGAUGCCGAUCGUGUUUGAUGCUACGGCGCCGAUGCUGCAGUCGCUUCUUGCAGCGUGUCCGUGUGUGGGCGUCAACUCUGUUACGCGCAGCGGGCCGGACGCCCAGCUCGGCUAUGCGUGGACAAUCACGUUUGCUGUCGAGGCUGGCAACGUUCCACCACUGACCGUGUUGACGCUUGCGCUACAAGGCACGGGCGCGACGGCGACAGUGACGACUCAAACCGAGGGUCCUGCAGGCACCAUCGCGGGCGAGGUCCAGCAACUCUCGUUGUCGCAACCGCUGAUUUUAUCCGAAGUGCAACUGCUCCAAGUAGAAUGGGCAGCCACGGUCUACGAGAUCCAGAGCAUCAGUAUCACGGCGUCUGUGGCGUUGGCUGGUACGUUUACGCUUGGGUACGCCACGGGCACGACGGCGGCGCUGCCGUUCAAUGCCGAUGCUACAACGGUACAAGGCGCGCUUCAAGGGCUACCGGGCGUCGGUAAUCUUAACGUGUCGAUGGUCCACGCAACCAAAAUGCGGGGCUAUGUCUGGAGUGUGACGUUUCUAACGUGCGCCGGAAGUCGACCGCUUUUGACCGUCACCAAGUCGGGUCUCACACCAAGCGCUAGCGUCACGGCAAGUGUCUCCAAGGUUGCCACGGGCACGACGCCGAUCAGUGGCACGUUCUCGGUGACGUAUGGCAGUAGUACGACGGCAUCCCUCCCGAUCACGGUGACGUCGACCGCGUUGGCCACCGCCUUGUCCAGUUUGAGCGGUAUGCCAUCUGUGACCGUCACCAAGGUCUUUGCGGUCACCGCAACACGGUGGCAGAUCACGUUUGGUCUUAUGGCGUCAUCAAUGCCACUGCUUAUCACAACGAGCGCCUUGACGGGAAGCGGCGCUGCCGUCACGAUGACGCGACUCGUAGCGGGCGGCACCUUGCUUGGUGGCAGCUUUACACUUGGUCUCAACAGCUUGACGACGGGAGCCAUCCCGAUUGCGGGGGCGUCGGCAACUGCCGUCGCGGCUGCACUGGCUUCGAUUGUGCCGUCGGUCGCGGUUUCAGCAUAUACGAGUCCGUUCAACAACACGUGGAUGCUAACCUUUCCCGCGGCGCUUGGUGACAUUCCGCCAGUGACGCUCAACACGGCCUCUGUCACAGGCACCAAUGUCAUUGGGUCCGUCGCGACAGUGGUGAAUGGCACGUACGCACCUCUGGGCGGCACCUUUCAACUGCAGUUGGGCAGUGCCACAACCUCGGGCAUUGCGCCGACGGCCACCGCAGCGUUGUUUCAAACUGCCGUACAAAGCGCGAUGGGUGCCGUUGUUGGCUCGGUCGUCGUAACGUCCGGGACACCAACUCUUGGUGUUGGCAACGCCUGGCUGGUCACGUUCGUCGACUCGUGGCAGCUCAACUACGCGGCCAAUCUCGACACCAUCCGUGUCGGUACCAGCGCCUUGACAGGCUCGAAUGCUACAGCAGCUUGGCGCCGAGUCAUUGGCAUUGAGCCCACUCGAACGUCACUGUCCCUUGCGAUGAACGGUGCCGACUUUGCAGACACGGGACUCGCGUUUCAGUACCAUGACGCGAUCGUCGUCGACGCGAUUACCCCUGUGUUUGGCCCCGUGGACGGCGGCACACUGAUCACGGUCGCCCUGGCGUCGCAGAGCGCCAGUUGGUCGUCCAACGACGCCGCCCUCUACUGUGCAUUUGGUACCUCGAUCGUCCAAGCAGUCGUCGUGAGCCCGCUCGUCCUGCAAUGCAAAAGCCCGUUGACGACCAUACCCGCGCUCGUGCCACUCGAGAUCAGCGCCAAUGGUCUGGACUUUAGCACCUCCAACAUCGUGUUCGAGUACCGGGUGAGAAUGGAGCUCGCGUCGAUAACACCGACCCACGGUCCGAUCACGGGCGGCACACGCGUUUCCAUCAGGACGCCAAACAUUAAUGUCCUCGACGUGUACCAGUGCGCCAUCGGUGGCGUCGUUGUCGUCGCAGAAGAAGUGACACCGUCUACGAUCGUGUGCCGGACGCCGCCCGUUGCCGCGCCGCGGACCGUUGCGAUUGAAGUGACGUACAACGGCCAAAGCUUUUCGACAACCCAACUGCAGUUUGUGUACCACGUACCUUUGCGCUCGAGCAGCAUCGCGCCGGCAUGGGGCGCGGCCAUCGGCGGCAACACGGUGCUCGUGCGCGGCGGGACGUUCGACCCGACGCGCUCUGCGACGUGUCGCUUUGGCGAGAAAGUUGUCGACGGACUGGUGCUCUCGCCCGAGUUUGUCCAGUGCGCCCCGCCCCGCUUUGAUCCGGUUGGCCAAGUGCAAAGCAUUUCAACGUCCGCGUCUGGGUAUCUGCCCGAUGUGCAAGAGGUUGUGGUGUCAGCAGCGCCCAAUACAUCGCUCGUACUGCAAGUGGAAACGUCCGGCGACUUGCCACUACUAGAGACACAAGUGCUUACGAUCACUGGACAAACGAUCCCCGAGGUGCAGUCGAUUACGACGUCGGUCGCCGUGCUCUCGAGCGAGAUUCGGACCAUCUCGACGCGCAUGACGCCGACGGUCACCGAGGUCAAGACGCUUCAAACGACGGCCACCGCCACGAACGAAGUGCAGCAAGUCGUUGUGAGCGUCGACACGUCGAGCUUGACGAAUGCGCAAAUGGCGGUGCAGACGCUAGCGGUGCCCGUGCAGCUGGGCGAAACCGGCACAAUUUCUCUGGAGCUCCACGGCGCACUCUCGGUACCACUGCCGUAUACGUUUACCUUGACGCAGCUGCAGGCGGCGCUCCAGGGCAUGGCCACGGUCGGCGCCGUCUCUGUCAGUGUCAUGACGCCAACACCCAGUACGCGCUUGUAUGCAGUGACGUUUACGCAAAACACGGGAGCUCUCCUACCGCUCGUGCCGCAUGCUAGCAACUUUGUGCUUGUCGCCCCGUCCUCUCUCGUGGUGACAUUGGUGGCGGCGGGAACAUCGACAGCACUGAGUGGAACGUUUGCUCUCACGUUCAACGGCGCUAGCACUGGGCCAUUACUGUACGACAUUGCGCCGGACGACCUCGCGUCGGCGCUGCAGGCGCUCCCGAGUGUUCAAAACCAAGUCGUCGUCGCGAUGCAAGGAUGCGACUUUAACGGCGCCUGCUCGUGGCUCGUGACCUUUGUGGCGUCGCCGACGGUCAACGGCAACCUGUCACUCAUGACGGUCCAAGCCGCGGGGCUGGUCGGCACGGGCGCCAGUGCGGCUGUCAACGCAAUCUCGGACGGCAAUGCGGUCGGCGGCAGUUUUCAGCUGACGUUCCAAGGCGCAGUCUCGGGCGUGCUCUCGUGCAGUGCCACGGAAGCUGCGAUUGGCAACGCUGUGCAGGCGCUCGUGGGCCUACCCGUGCUCACUGUCACACGCCAAGGACCCGACGCCGUCAGCGGAUAUACCUGGAGCAUCACAUUCGGUGGUACACCCCAGGCGAUUGGGCCGCUGGUGCCAAUCUCGCUCGGGUCGCUCACGGGCGUCGGUGCCCGUGUUCUUGUCCAGACCUCCCGGCCAGCGCAAAUUCCCGAGAUUCAACAGCUGUCACUGUCUGCUACGUCGUUCAUCGGCGGCACGUUUGCGUUGUCGGUGAGCGGCCAAACAACCGCGCCGCUCUUCUCGGACAGCUCGGCCAGCGAUGUUCAGAUGGCGCUCAACGCCCUGAAUGAUCUCGGCACUUUCCUCGUCUCCAAGAGCGCGGUGGACGGCAACGGUGGUUGCCAGUGGUACAUUACCUUUGCGACGCUUGCUGUGACUCAAAAUCUCAUUGCUGUCGUUACCACCGACGACGACGGCCAACCAAUGCUCCAGGACUCGGGGUCGGGCGACGUACAUCUCGCCGUGUCUCGAGUGCAGUACGGUACCAGUGCCCCCCUCUCUGGUUCAUUUCAAGUGGCCAUCAACGGCGUUCUUUCGGGACUCAUCCCGUUUGACGCGACUGCAAACCAGGUUAAGCAAGCGUUGGAAGUCGUUGAAGGUGCCGGCCAAGUGAGCGUGUCAACAUCGGGGGCUCUUGGGUUCAACAACGCCAACGACUGGACCGUGACCUUCUUGAGCCCACUCUCGAGCCUUCGGUCGUUGGUGGCCAGCACGUCCACACUCGCGCCGGGCAGCGCGAACGUGCAGUUUGGUGUCGUCCAAGCAGGCACCGUGCCGACCAUCCAGUCGAUUUCAACGACGCUCAGCACCGGCUCGUUUGUGUGUAAUUUUGGUGGCGCACCGUCGGCAUCCAUCGACGCCACAGCAAGUGCAGCGUCCGUUAGGGCCGCACUCAUGGCCAUCCCGUCUAUCGGAUCCAUCGUUGCAUCGGGCCCGGCUGGCGGCCCGUGGCAAGUUACCUUCAUGCAGCUUGCGGGAACUGUGCCAACGCUCACCUGUGGCACUGAUCAAACCGUCUCUGUCGUUCAGUCAUCGACCGCGGCGGUGCUCGGCGGUCAACUCCGCUUCGGGUUCCAGGGUCAAUUUACAUCGUAUUUGAGCGCUGCCGCGACGGCCAACGACGUUCAGACGGCGCUGACAAGUCUCUCGAGCAUCGGUGCCGGGAACGUUGCUGUUACGUUAGGGCCUGCGGGGGUCAACAACGGUCAGACGUGGGUCGUGACAUUCACCAACGUGCCAGGGAACCUUCCGGCACUCGUUGUCGACACGACGCAGCUCGUGGGUACCACUGCGACGGCAACUGUUUCGACGCUCGUCCAAGGCAACCAAGUGACGGGUGCCUUUCAGCUCUCGUUCAACGGCGACACGACGCGGUCGCUAUCGCCACAGAUGGAUGCAACCGACCUCGCAUCCGCUAUCAUGCAGCUACCAUCCAUCAACUGCCGUCGCUGCAUCGUCGUCUCGCAGUCUGCUCCGCUCGGUGCUGCCGGGUACAACUGGACUGUAACGUUUCAGGCCUUCGAUCCAGUGUCGUCGUCGUUUGUGUGGCCCAUCGUUGGCAAUGUCGCGUCGCUUGCCAUCGACAACUCGUCGCUCGCUUGCAGCGGGUUAGUCGCGACUGUCACGACGGUGCAGAAUGGAUCUGCGCCGGUGCGUGGCAGCUUUGUGCUAGCCUACCGUGCGCAACCGUCGGUCGUGUUGGCGUGGAAUGCGACGGCCGACGACGUUCUUGCGGCCGUUCAGAACAUCAAGAGCAUCCCCUACUUUGGAAUCGGAUUCGCCGUCUCCCGCUCCGCCGUGACCGCAUCAGGCGGUGUACAGUGGCGCAUCACGUUUCCGUAUGACCUACCGUACCCGAACGAAGUCCUUGCCGUCUCGUCGCGCCUCCGCGGCAGCAACGCACAAGUGGUCGUGACCACCGUGACGCCGCAGACAGUCCCCAUGACGGGUAGCUUUACUCUCUCGCUUCUGGGGCAAAUGACGACAGCGAUUCCGUUCAACGCCAACGCGAGCGUCGUGGCCUCGGCACUCUCCGCGCUGCCUGGGCUUCCGACGGUGGACGUGUCGACGGUCCAUGAGCCCGGAGUCAACCGCUACGUCUGGCGCGUCACGUUUGCAUCGUUGGUCAACGCCGGUAACGUUCCACUACUACUGACACCUUCUGUGGCGGUCGGCGGCACGUCGCCCAGUGCCACCGUGACCAAGAUACAAGCUGGCUCGCACAACCAGAUACAAGUGAUUACCAUUAGCGCGGUGACGCUGUCACCCAACGGGACAUUCACGCUGGCGAGCGCCGGGUUUACGUCGCCGAUUGUGCUCUCGAUGACAAGCUCGGCCAGUGAGAUGACGACUGCGCUUUUGGCGAUCCCAUCGAUGUCGGCCGUGCGCGUCGAGCGCCGAGUGGCCAUGGACGGACACCUCGGUGCGUCGUGGUACGUUUUGUUUUUGGAUUCGAGCCAAGACCGGUCGCCACUCGUCGUCACACCAAUGACGCUCACGCCCGUGGGUGGCUACACAGUCAGCAUCACGACGUGGCCGUCCAUGACAACGCCGCUCUCUGGGACGUUUACGAUUGCGUACGGACGCAGCUGCAUCGACGGCGCGACGACCGAAUCGGCGUCGUGCGUGCCGUUGCAGACGCCGGCGCUUCCGUGCAACGUCGAUGCCGUCACGAUGCAGCAUGAAAUCUCGCUGCUGCCAGGCCUGAGCGCAGCCACGGUGACCCGCGCCGGCCCUGACUACCUCAACGGAUUCACGUGGUCGAUUUCAUUCCCACACGAGCUCGGUAGUAUUGCCUUGCUCGACGUUACUUUGGGUGGAAACCUUGGCGGGACCAACGCCAUGGUUGUUGCCGCCGAAACACAAGCCGGUGUCUCGUACGACAACGCCAAAGUCCCUGUGACGGUAUCGUCCAACGGUCAAGACUACUCGUCCCCGGCGGUCGUGUACCAGUACGUUCCCACGAUUCUCGUGUCGUCGCUGGCGCCGACGCACGGACCGGCCACCGGCGGUACCGAGGUCGUCGUCACGGGGUCGUUCUUCUUCAACUCGUCGGCGCUCUACUGCAGCUUUGGCGCGACGUCGGUCAAGGCGAACACGUACUUUAACAAUUCGAUGCUGGUGUGCAUCGCACCGCCGCGCGGCGACAACGCCGCGACGGUGGCGGUCGAGAUCUCGCACAACGGCGUCGGUCUCGCCAGUACUUCGUCCGAGAGUCACGUGCGCUUCACCUACGAUAUGCCGGUGGUUGUCCAGUCGGUGACACCGACGUCUGGCCCCGUGACGGGCAACUUUUCGGUGCACAUUUCUGGUGGUCCGUUCUUGCCCACCCCAGAAGCCCGCUGUCGCUUUGGCGCAUUCGUUGUGCGAGCUACGCAAGUGCACUCGGAUCUCCUUCGGUGCGUUGCCCCCAGCCACGCGGCGGGGACGUAUGCGCUUGAGGUAUCUCUCAACAACCAAGACUACACAAUGACGCGCUGGCCUUUUUACUUCUACCCUAACCCGACGCUAUCGCGAAUCUUUCCGGUCUUUGGCCCGGCCGUUGCGGCCGGCACCACCAUCACGAUCGUCGGCUCCGGGUUUGUGAACGUGUCCAGUCUUGUCUGUCGUCUUGGAAAAACGAUUGCGCCGGCCACGUACGUGUCAUCGACACAGCUGCGCUGCUUGGUACCGGCGCUCUCCGACUUUAGCAGCGGGUUGCAGCCAAUGCCGCUCUCGGAGCAGCGCAACACGUACCCCGACCCGAGCACCGGCAGUCGCCUUUUGUUUCCGACGGCGUGGCACUUUCCACUUGUCAACGGGCGUCUCGUCAGCGUCGAAGUGUCCAACAACCAGCAAGACUAUACGUACAGUGGGAUCAACUUUAUGUACUACGACGAUGCCACCGUUGCGGCGGUGACGCCGACGAAGGCAUUUGCAACCGAUGCGAUAUCUUUCUUUGUCCUUGGCGCCGCCUUUCUCAACACGACCGAGCUCCGGUGCCGCGUCGGACCGACGACCGUCCGCGGCGUCUUUUUGACACCGAAUGUCACGCUGUGCAUUGUGACCUCGAGCCUCCUGGAGACGACGCUGCCAAUGACGUCGACGACGUCCCCGAACGAUCCCGUUCCGACGUUUUCAGAGAGCGGGCAAUAUCUCUUUGUGGAAGUGGCCAACAACGGCGUCGAUUUUACAGCCAACCGCGUCGGGUUCGAGUACCUCGGUCGCUGUCCGACGGGCGCGUACUGUCCUCCGACAUUGCAAGGGCGACAAGUGACGUGCCCCCGCGGCACCUACUGCCCCGGCGUCGGCAAUGCCAACUAUACGCUCUGCCCCCGGGGCACAUACCAGCCGCUGCUUGGACAAUCGAAUUGCAUUCGGUGCCCCAUUGGGUAUCAUUGCCCUCACAUUGGGUUGCAUGUGCCCCGGGUAUGCCCCGCCGGCUUUGUGUGCGACGUCACAGGCAUCGAAGAAGCCGAUCAGCCGUGCCCCGUGGGUCAUUUUUGUCUCGAAGGCACGGCAACGACCGCGACGACGUGCGGGAACACCGUUGCGUCGCGCAAGCUCGCCGGCGCGUACACUCAGGGCGAGCGCCCGUCAACGCUGCGCAAGGGCCGGCGGGCGACCCCCCAAGAGCCUGUGCUCGGCGGUCGGAAUGCCGGGUGCUGGGACAAUAGCACCGCCGACUUUGGUCUGCAGCUGAGCGCCAACCCGAGUCGGUUCUGGAUGGAGCUCCAUCAGUUGCCGUUGUCGUCGGACACGACAAGCUUUGUGCCGUUGCGCGGACGCUACUGCAUGGACGAUGCGUGCUUGAAGGUCCAGAGCCCCCUCUCGGUGCAGGACACGGUGUUUGACUACGCAUCGACGGGGUUUGCUCUCCGACGACCGGUGCCGUGUCCGAUGGGCACCUACUGCCACGCCGGUACGGCGGGCAACGUCUCGACGAUGAAGAACUUCACGAUGCCCCAGCCGUGCUUUGAGAGCAUGUACUGCCCGGAAGGUAGCGUUGCUCCGGUGGGCCAAGGCAACUGCCCGACGGGGCACUACUGUCCGUUUGGUGUCAAGCUGCCGUGUCCCGCCGGCACCUACUGCCCAAGCACGGGCAACUACGAACCUCUUCCGUGCCUCCCCGGAACGUUCAAUGGCAUGGUGGGCCAGUCGUCGUGCACGCCGUGUCCCGCGGGCUUCAUUUGCCCCGGGUUCAACCGUGUCCAGCCUGUUCUGUGUCCAGCGGGGUAUGUCUGUUCGCGCGACCAGCUCGAAUCGCCCAACAUACUUUGUCCCCCGGGAUACUAUUGCCUUCAAGGUCUUUUGACCUCGGACCCGUUCCGGAAUGACACGACGCUGCGGCCGUACCCGUGUCGGCCCGGCACCUACUGCCUUGGUGGUGUCGUCGCCGACACGGUUGUGACGGGCGAUUUCUCGUUCGCUCAAAACUGCACGGCGGGUUUCUACUGCGAACUCGCGUCCGUGUCGCCCAAGGGCAUGGGCAUGUGCCCCCCGGGCUUCAUGUGCCCCGAGGGCACGGCCGCGCCGAUUCCGACGCCGCUCGGGACGUACGCGCAGCGCAGCGGCACGGUGCAAGCCGCGCAGUGUGCACCGGGGUACUAUGCCCCGACGAUCGAGACCUCCGAGUGCUACCCGUGUCCGCCAGGCACGACAUGCCAAGACGACGGCAUGAGUGUGGCCGUCUUGUGUCCCCCGGGCUCGUACCGCAGUACGCUGGAGAUUGACGGUAUCGCUUGUAUCCCGUGUCCCCAGGGCACGUGGUCCAAGAACUGGGGUCUCCGCGACGUGACCGAGUGCAUGCUCUGCCCGCCCGGCACAGUGUGCGCGACGGACGGUAUGACAAAUCCGUGCAGCAACAGCGACCUUCCGCUGCCGUAUGUACCAACGAACGCGGACGAGUCCAUGGAGCAGUGUCUCGGGAAGGGGCGCGCCUACUUCUUUGGCGUGCUCCUUGAGCCAUGGAUUGACGGCAACGGCGUCGGACCGCACUUUCUACCUCAUAUCUCGGGGCAGUGCUAUUACAACCCACAGCCGUAUGGAAGCCCCGUGUACCGUCGGUUCACCGAGUACUUUGGUCCACUCUACGACAUCACCAAUGGCAUUCCGAGCCAAGGGUAUGGCGACGCGACGCAGGCGCCGGGCCCGAGUUACUUUGACCGCGGGUCGCUCUACAUGGAUCUCACGUACUCGACGGUCUUUGACUUGCAGCGGAACUGCACCCGCGGCUUCUUCUUCAAGGACGCGUGGUUCCCCGGCACGUGCGAAGCCGACUUGAUUUGCUACUCGACCAAAAUCGCGCAGGCACUCAUUUGCCCCGAGGGCUUCAUCUGCGACGAAGCGACGACCGAUGGCUCGUCGUUGAGCACGCCGUGUGCACCGGGGUACGUCUGUGCGUUUGGGUCGACGCCCGACACGUACCUCGAGUCGCCGCAAGGCCAGUACAGCAAGCUCUGUCCACGGUCGUAUUUUUGUCUGGAGGGCACAGGCGAGGGCCUCAUGAAGCAGGACCCGUGCCCGCCCAACUAUUUUUGCCCCACGGGGACUGUCGACCCGUGGCACGGCCUGGUCGCCAACGACGCCUUGCGCCGGGGCCUCUCGUCGGCGUCGGCAAAUCCCUACACGAGCACCGAGAGUAUCGAGUACCUCGACGAAGGCGACGUCCGUGGCUUCUCGGCCCACGACCUGCGCUGCCUCCUUGCCAUCGACCCCGAGCUCCAAGAGACAUACCACUUGGUCAAUAGCGUCGUGUACAACACGGCCAUCGAGAACGACCUCGCGUGCGCGCGCGACCACAAGUGGCGCCAUGUGGUCAAUGCGAUCACGCGGGGCGAGUGCAACUGCACGCACCAAGUCGUGCUGACGCUGGACCUUUACAAGGUCUUUAGCUGCACCCCGCCCACGUGCGCCCUGCGCUCACUGCAGCUUGUGCUUGGCGCGACGUCGGCGUGGGGCGUCACCUUUCCAUUUGCCCCGACUGCCGUGUAUUCGUCGUACGCGGCGCUGGCCGCCGAUGCAACAGCCGAGUACGCCGCCAAGACGCAGCUGUCGAUGCGAGCACCAGUGAGCGACAUCCUCUACGAUACGUACAUGGCGGUGCAGCGGAUUGCAGCGUUGGGCGCGUCGACGCCGACGGUGUUCAAUGUCGACGGCAGCGGGAACGUCCUUCGUCCCGACUACUGCGAGUGCCAGCGCCUCCUCAAGUGUCCAAAUGGAACAACGUCGCCGUUGGCGUCGGACGACAUAUUCGACUGCGUCAAGACGGGCGUUAUUCUGCAGCGAAUCGACUUGAUUCCGCCGGGCCACCCGCGCCAGCUCAACGGGACGGACUACACGGUGCUCUCGGGCACUGGUGACCCGAUCAGCACGCUGCAACUUGAGCCAUACGAAGUGGCCAUCGUGACCAUCAACGCUACGGGCAUGGACCCAAACAUGACGUACAACGACCACUACCGCUUCUCGGUGUAUAAGAACUGCAAGCCGUGUCCGCCCAACUACAGCUGCAACUUGUACGCGAUCCCGCCAGCGUGCACGUACCCCGGCGGUGCCAACACGACGGGCAUGGCGCUCUACACGCAGUGUUUGGCGUCGGCGUCAACCGAUGUCUGCGACGCGAUUCCCUUCUUUUGCGAGAUGCGGAGCAAGGUGAAUGCGGACGGGACGCUGCGGACGACACCUGGCUGCUGCGCGUGCGAGCACGAAGAACUGCCCGUCUUCUUCCGCACCAACACGCCCGUGCUCGGGUUUCCCGACGACAAGCACGGCAUGGUUCAGUUUACGAUCUCGGCGGUCGCCCAAGUCGACGUGACGAUCGUCGCCGAGCUCUUCCACGGUCUGUACUACCGCAGCUUUGCAAGCGCGUUUGCAACGGCGAAUGUCCAGCUCAGCGUCUUUACUCCGUCGCGUGCUUACUACACGCCGACGACGCCGACGUCCAAUGCAUUCUUGCCGGUGUUACAAUCGUCGGAUUUCACGUCGCUCGCGCUGCCGCUCAACUUGCCCAUGUCCCGCGUGCGCAUUCCCGGGUCGCUUGGCUUCCAGACGCAGCUCGAGACGUCGCUCUUCAUUGACCGGGUCGCGGAUGUGUUUGUCGGCGACCCGACGCUGCCGUCGUCGGUUGGGUUUACGCGCAUCAGUGGCGAGCAGGCGCUGCUCGGCACCGUCCCGAAUGCGUCGACCCAAGUGCUGCCGACCGACCUUUUUGGCAACCAGAUCGUCCCCGACCCGCUCAACGACGUUGCGUACUCGUCGCGCUGGUGGCUUGACACGCAGCCCGGUGGGUUGGACGCGAUUGCGCUGCCGUACUUGCCGUACUUUAGCGCCUGCGCCGGCUACGACUCGCACAUGUCGUUGGCCAAGCUUCUCGAGACGCAUCCAGACUGCGUCGAGGUCGACUACAACGUCACACGGCCCGUUGACGAGCUGCUGUGGCGCAAGAAGACGGUGCCGCUCGCCGAUACAUGCGCCUUGCCGACGACCGGUAUCGAGCUCCAGUGCGUCUACGAAGAAGACCUCGAGGGCGGCACGGACCAGCCGCGGUGGUACGAAGCGGACCCUGGCACUACGCUCUUUUGGCUGACACGGUACCCAAUCGCCGCGUCCGACUUUGUGGGCAAUGCGUCGAGCACAAACCCCAUCUACUGGGGCGAGACCGACGUCAUCACAAACCUUCUCGGGUCGUCCGACCUCGUCGGUGUUGCCUUGGGCCCCACGACGCAAGGGUACUCGAUGGUGAUGGCGAAGACUGUGGCGCUCAGCAUCAACUAUUACCAAAUCACCGAAGGGCAAAAGAUCCUCGUCAACGCCCAGAUUGACCUGACCGACCAGUGCGUCGUGUCCAAAGCCCCCCAGGACGUGGCCGACGCCGCCGUCAACGGCAUUUACCCGUGUGUGACCAACGUCGUCACGGGCGGCUUGCUCUCGAAAGCCUACUCGCUCCAAGUGAGCUUUCAAGCGCUUGGGUGGUACGACCUCAUGAACCAGUUCCGGUUCUCGAUCCGCGUCUACCUCAUGCUCUUUGGCGCGAUCGGGGUCGGCAUGGUCGCGCAAGGCUAUAUCGUCUAUUUGAUCAACCGCAUCUUUACCAAGAUGCGCCACCCGCCACCGUUCCGCCUUCGGGAAUUUCUCAAAGCCACAGCACCCCAGCCGGCGUUCGGGACGCUCCUCGCUGUCGUGCCCAUCAUGUGCGUGACGAUUGCGAUCUAUGGCUGGUGGAACGUUCUCAAGUCGAAAGCACCGACGCUCAACCCGAGCGCCUACUCGUUCGAAGGCGUCUCGGGCGACUGGCUGUACAUUGCGGCCUUGGACGCUGCGCACGUCAAGGCGUUCAAAGCCGGUCGUGUCGGUGUCUCGCUACUGGGCUUUGGCAUGUAUCUGCUCCUCCUUGGCAUGAAGUACAUGAUCCCCGACGACAUGGACCAGCAGAGCGAAGACAACUUGAUGAACCAGUCGUCGCUGCAAGAGCCCACCGACCCGUUUGAGCUCCCGAUCCCGAAAGAGACCGAGGAUGACAAGCUCCAUGCGUCCGAAGACGCCAAGGAGACGAGCACGUACUGGAACCCGCGCGCGUGGAAGCGGGCCAACAUGAUCUUUGCGUCGUGCGUGACCGUGCUCACCCAAGUGGCCAUCAUCGAAUUCUCGUAUUCGACGUCGUUUACGGACCAUUCAUUCCGGUACUGGACGCUCUACAAGCUGCUCGAGCACGUCUACGACGCGUACAUCGGUGGUGCACUCGGGGACACGCUUCUCUGCUUACCCCACGCGAUCCUCAUCGGGAUCACGGAACUGAUCAUCACGCUGGCGGCGCCCGACUUCUACGCGUGCCUCAUGGGUCUUUUCGCGAUGCAGUGCUAUAUGAUCAUGGAGCGGCUCUUUGUCAACCCGUGGAUUGAGGACAUCAACCGGCUCAUGCCCAAGUGGAAGCUGCAGUUCCACCGCACGUUUCGCAAGAAGCGCCGGCGCACACGCGAGCAAAAAGCCAAGGAGGAGGCCGAGUGGCGUGCGCUGUGCCAAGAAAUCGACGAAGCUGGCGCCGGUGUCGAAGUCAUUUGCACCGCGUUCAUCGACACGUCGCUCGGCGCCGCGUCCAUGUACCUUGCACCGCUCGUCAUGGGGCUCAUCUACCUCUUCAACGUCGAGGCGCAAAUCGCAACCUUGUACGAGAUCCUCGAGAACGAUCUGAUGUACUACAUCCUCUUCGCGGUCGUGACGAUUCCGUUCGUGAGCGUCCUCGAUGUCGUGCUCUGGAACACACAAGAGCUCGUGCAUGGAUGGAAGGCGUACGAGUACGCCACGUACCAACGCCACCGGUUCAGCAUCCGAAAAGAGCGCUGGAUUCUCAACGCGAAAUUUCGCGACAAGUCGCUCGAAGAAGGCUUGCAGGACGUCGACAUCCUCUGCUUCUCGUCGCAGUACUACUUUCUCAUUGUCAUUUACGCGUCCGGCCUUGUCUACCUCAUGUUUGGCCUCUCGAUCUUCCUCCGGCAAAGCUACAACCCGCUCGGCGACGUCAUGAUGCCUGUGAUCCUCGUCUUGAUCUUUGCAUUUUGCACGGCCGUCACGCGCGUCUGCCUCUACAUUGGUCGCAAGGCCAAGAUCUGGGUCCCAAAGGGCCUCCGCGGCUCGAUUGACGACGAAAUUGCUGCGAAAUUGGCCGUCGGCGCCGGUCGCCAAGAAGACUUGGAGAUGGAGCGCAUGGAGAUGGCGGCGCUCAACUCGGAGCGGUUCCGACACCGCUUUAUGGAGCGCAACCGGCCGUGGAUUCUGCAGCACAUGGUCGAGCUCUUCACGCCUCGGACGCUGCAGAUGCCCGGGCCGCUCCACGACGGCAAGCCCAAUAUUGAGUACAUUCGCGACAUCUACAACGAGCUGCUCAACAUUGGCGAGGGCCGGCGCUUGGCGGGCGACGACCCCAACAUCUCGUCCGACGACGAAGACGACCUCUUCAAGAUGCGCCAAAACUGGUCCAACAUUCCAGUCGACGGCGCCUCGAAAGACCUUGCGCUCUACUGGCUCGCAAAAGCCCGCAAGCGCAUGGCGUUUGGGAAGCUCAUUGCCGGCAUUUUGCUGCAGCACAAGCAAGACGCGUGCGCGCUGUGUCUCAAGUCGGUCGCUGGCGGCUACACCAUGACCGUCGACAUUGCAACGCCGGAUGGAAAGGAGCAAGACCGCGCUGGCCUCGACCGGCUCAUCCGCGGGUUCGAAGCCAAGUACGGCGAGCGCGAAGCCGACUCGGAUCUUUGGAAGGCGUACUUUCGGCAGCACGCCGUCUUUAUCACGCUCUGCAACGUCUGCGUCUCGGUGCUCGAGCAAAAGCGGCUUGCGCGCAUCGUUGCAGUGCCUCCGCGCCAAACGCGCGCCGAAGACUUGAGCUCGGACGACGACGACGAAGGUAUUGACGUGGUCUUUGAGCCCAUGGUCGUCUCGCGCACGUCGAGCGAAGGACGCGUCAUGUCCAAGUGGCUCCAAGCAGCGCGGAAGCGGCUCGGCGGUGUCUUCCCAAGAGACUCGGCGCGGGCGGAAAUGGAAGCGUAUGCAGAGAAGAUGCGCGCGGCAAAGGCCCGCAAGACCAAGAAGAAGCGCGUCGACUCGGACGACGAAGACCCGAGCGUGCACUGGAAGGUCUCGCUCACGGAAGCGUCGCGCGCGCUCCUCUUGAAAUGGACGUGGCAAGCGCGGGACAAGCAGUUUGCCGCAUUUCGCGCCAAAGCGUCGAGUCUCCGGUCGCAAAUCGAGGCGACAGCGCACAAGAUGCACGAAGUCGACGAUUGGUUUUACUCGAAAGAGCUACGUCUCGAAGGCGCGUCGCUCGAGGCCAAUGGCAAGCAGCUCCUCGAAGACCAGCUCGCGCUCGAAGGCGACGCGCAAACCAAGAGCCGCACGGCCACGCAAGAGCUCGAUGCGUACGUGACGGAGAAGCGCGCGGCGAUGGCCAAGGAGAUCGACACGUUCAACUUGAUGCUCGAGAAGGAGCUCGUGAGUGCAAAGACGAGCAGCGCCGCAAAAGAAGUCGAGCUUGCCGAGGCCAAGCGCGCCAAGGAAGUCGAGUUUCUCGAGCUCCAAAAGCAAGCCAAAAUCGACAACAAUGGCAAAGUGCCGCCGAUGCUCCUCAACGAACACCGCGCGUACCUCGCCAAGAUGGACGACGACCGGUACAAAGCCCGCGACGACAUUGAGAGCGCGGCGGCCGAGAAGGCCAAGCAGAAGCAAGAUGCGUUCGACCGCAAGAUCGCGCUCAGCGAACAAGGCAUUCUUAACCGCAGCGCCCUCCACGCCCACCGACUGCUCGCGAUCCGAAAGGAGAUGAUGACGUCGCUGCGGAUGCAAGAGAAAACGUGGCAGAACAAGGCGACGAGCUGGCUCGAAAAGGCCACGCGCAAAGUCGCCGUCAAGGAGCAAGAGGACGCGGCGAAUGCCCUCGCGGCCAAGAAGCGCAAGAAGGCCUAAACCUGAUUCGAUUUACAUAUGUUGUAUCGAGCUAUCGACUUGGUAUCAACUUAAUACAGUAUGCUCCAACGCGAACACGAGACGACGGAUGCGAGCUUGGUUGCGGUUGCGAGUAUUACAUUUCGAUUAACUAAACGUGUGGCCAUCAAAGUCGUCCGAGUCGGA